Messenger RNA from Necator americanus (New World hookworm), 894 nucleotides. RefSeq lists its product as uncharacterized. Gene Ontology annotation, molecular function: axon guidance receptor activity. The coding region runs from base 1 to 894 and encodes 297 amino acids. The transcript is spliced from 11 exons. Lineage: Eukaryota; Metazoa; Nematoda; Chromadorea; Rhabditida; Ancylostomatidae. Gene Ontology annotation, biological process: synapse organization; homophilic cell-cell adhesion. The record is from RefSeq and is a predicted model, not a curated record. Gene Ontology annotation, cellular component: axon; neuronal cell body; plasma membrane.
AUGAGGCUCCCUAUUUGCGUUUUUAUCCUCAUUUUCGAGGGUUUCCGCUGUGAAGAGUACAUCGUGCCUCGUCUUAUUAUCACUCCUGAUACUAAUCCAGUACAGAAACCGGCGGGUGCACAGAUUCCAUUGUUAUGUAAAGUGGAUCAUGCAGCAGAAGCAGUUCGACCUGGAAUUAUAUGGACUAAGCAUGAUGGACUUGACAAAACUGGUAAUGUUGAGGUCAAAUCUCUCGAUCAUCUGACAAUGAGUCUUCUAAUCAAGAAUGCUACCGCUGAGGAUUCCGGUGUUUACACAUGUCAAGCUCAGAUCGGAAGUCAUCUUCUGUCCAAAACUGUAGACGUCAUCAUUUUCGAAAACUUCGAUUUUGCUGUUAAAAAGGCGGAUGUUGGCUACGUGAUGCCCAAUGCUGCAGUGAAUCUCAGCUGUGAGGUCGCACCUUCCUCAGUGAAAGUUCGUACAGUCUGGACUCGAGAAGGUGUCCCAAUUGCCCAAGGGCUGGAAGAAAAAUACAGACUCUACAGCAAUGAUGCCAUACUCGAGAUUUCCAACUACGAUCCAACAAAGGACGCUGGAGAAUACGUGUGUAAGGUGUUCCAUCCCAUUAGUAGCUCAACUCUCUACAGGCGAAUCACUGUUGGCACCGAAUCCGAGAACAGACAGUGCCUUGUGUUUGCCGUUGAUCCGUUCAUUUGGACGCGAACUCGUAAACGAGCUCCACCUCUUCGUUAUCUCAGCUCUUCUCCGGAUCUCCCUCCAGGAAUCAAAGAUGAGGAGCUUGUUCAAUUCGUUCAAUUCAUUGGAACUUCAAAUUCUGAACUAUGUAAUGUGUGUUCAUUGUUAGCACUUGCCAGGCGAUCAGAGAAAGUGAGAGGACGGCUCAACGGCCGUUAA